AUGGCAUUUUCUACUGCCAAUGAAGGAGGUUUUAGCGUACUGGAGCAUGCAACAGUGUUGGAAGAAUGCAGAAAAGGAGUGCGGAAAAUAGGAGAAGAUUUAUUUGAAAGUUUAAACAUGAUUGAUGUGGUUCAACGCCUGAGCAUUGACCACUAUUUCCAGGAAGAGAUUGAUGAAAUUUUACGAAGGCAAUACGUAAAAUACGUUACUGAUCCUGGCGACUGUGGACACGAGGCGCUUCAAGAGGCUGCCCUACGCUUUAGACUUUUGAGACAACGAGGUUACUAUGUGCCUGCUGAUGUAUUUGACAGCUUUAGGGACCAGGAAGGGAAGUUUAAUGAACAUUUGAGUGAAGAUAUCAACGGAUUGAUGGCUUUAUAUGAAGCUUCACAGGUAAGUAUUCCAGGCGAAGUCACACUUGAUGAAGCUAGAGACUUUAGUGAGCAAGUACUGCUGAAUGCGAAGGUGAAAUAUCUUGAUAACAAUCAAGUUAGAGCUGUUGAAAAUUGUUUAGCUAAUCCUUGUCACAAAAGCUUGGCAAGGUUCAUGGCCAAAAGUUUUUUAAAUAGUUUCCAAUGCACAAGUGGAGGGUUGAUGAAUGAUUUACACCAACUAGCGAAAAUGGAUUUCAAUAUGACCCAAUCCAUGCACCACAAGGAAAUUGACGUAGUCUUGAAAUGGUGGAGAGAUACUGGUUUGGCCAAGGAGCUAAAAUUUGCUAGGGACCAACCAUUGAAAUGGUACAUUUGUUCCAUGGUCUGUCUUGUACAUCCUGAAAUGUCAGACGACAGGGUUGAGCUCGCAAAACCCAUUUCUCUCAUCUACAUAAUUGAUGACAUUUUUGAUCUUUAUGGGAUGCUGGAGGAGCUCACCCUCUUCACAGAAGCUAUCAACAAAUGGGAUAUUGCUGCCCUUGAACAAUUACCCGAAUGCAUGAAGAGAUGCUUCAAGGCUCUGUAUGAUAUCACUGAUGAAAUUAGCUACAAGAUAUAUCAAAAGUAUGGGCUGAACCCUAUAGAAUCUCUGAGAAAGACGUGGACGAGUUUGAUCAAUGCCUUUUUAAAGGAGGCACGAUGGCUUGCUUCCGGGUACUCUCUAAACUCGGACGAGUAUUUGAAGAAUGCAAUUGUAAGCACAGGAGUACACGUGGUACUAGUUCACACCUUAUUUCUUUUGGGUCAUUGUAUGACUAAAGAAGAUGAAGAUUUUGUUGAGAAUAUGCCUGGCAUUAUAUCUUCUACGGCAACAAUUCUUCGGCUUUGGGAUGACUUAGGCAAUGCCAUGGAUGAGAAGCAAGAAGGUCGGGAUGGAUCAUACCUAGAGUACUACAUGAAGGAACACAAAGAUUGUUCAAUCAAAGAGGCACGAGAGAAAGUUGCCAAUAUGAUUUUAGAUGCAUGGAAGUGCCUAAACAAGGAGUGCCUCUUUCCAAAUCCAUUUCCACAAACAUUUAGUAAGGCUUGUCUUAAUAUUGCAAGAAUGGUUCCAUUGUUGUAUAAUUAUGAUGACAACCAUGGCCUUCCAAUCUUUGAGGAGCAUGUGAAAUCAUUGCUUUAUGAAAGUAUCUGUAUAGGAAAAGAAAAGAAAAGAAGAAAGAUGUAA
This is a messenger RNA of Juglans regia (Persian walnut), 1602 nucleotides long. Its product is annotated as (3S,6E)-nerolidol synthase 1-like. Gene Ontology annotation, molecular function: magnesium ion binding; terpene synthase activity. The coding region runs from base 1 to 1602 and encodes 533 amino acids. NCBI's taxonomy places the organism in Eukaryota, Viridiplantae, Streptophyta, Magnoliopsida, Fagales, Juglandaceae. The record is from RefSeq and is a predicted model, not a curated record. The transcript is spliced from 8 exons. Gene Ontology annotation, biological process: diterpenoid biosynthetic process.